This is a messenger RNA of Aspergillus candidus, 1800 nucleotides long. Its product is annotated as putative TRAF-like signal transducer. NCBI's taxonomy places the organism in Eukaryota, Fungi, Ascomycota, Eurotiomycetes, Eurotiales, Aspergillaceae. The transcript has 2 exons. Bases 345 to 1676 code for a protein of 443 amino acids. Gene Ontology annotation, molecular function: zinc ion binding. The record is from RefSeq and is a predicted model, not a curated record.
GCAAUCUUCCUUCUUUCCGACCCCCUCAACUCACCCUUCGCUUCUCCAGUCCACUUCAGUCUUCCUCUUUCUCUUUGUCUUGGUUCUUUGCUAGAGUGCCCUCAUCCGCCAUUAUCCGACCCCCUUUGCUCUAUUCCCUCCCUGUACCGCUCAUGGGCUGUCCCUCGGAGCGUUCCUCUCAUUCUUGCUCUCUUUCGGCAACUCAUCGGGCGACCCGCUUUUCCGUUAUCGCGCCUUCUCUUCGGUUCAUGGUCGAGAGGGGUUCGGAAGUCCUCAUGCCAUAAGUCGAUUCGAUUCGAACAGGAGAUUGGAAGAUCGUCUGAAAUCUCGAAGAAUCUCUCGCCAUGGAUCCGCCGAAUGACAACGAAGUGGUCGACCUCCGAUCUCUCGACUACGUCUCCCGCUAUGAUGACCACCUCAUGUGUGCGAUCUGCCAUUGCCCUUUUAUCCGUCCAAUCCGACUACAGUGCGAUCAUGUCUUCUGCCAGAAGUGUCUGAACACCGCCAUCACCAGUUUUGGGGGCAUUCGCGACGAUUUCACCUGUCCCUCCUGCCGAACUCCCACUAAAGGCGUCUACCUCAAUGUCCCCCGAUUAUUGAUCAACAUGUGUGACGAUAUCCGUGUCAAGUGUCCUUGUGCGGCGGAGGGGUGCGAGGAAGUCAUGCCGCGUGGCCAUGUCCAGUCUCACGUUGAUAAAUACUGUAACUAUAGGCUGGUGGACUGUCCCAAUGACCAAUGUAACCAGAAGACCCGCAAGAUGGAUUUACAUCCCGAAAAGUGUAUGCAUGCGCUCCAUACAUGUCAACACUGUGGGGAGGAUAUCAUGGAGAAGGACUACGAGGAACACGUACAAGAGUCAUGCCCUAGUUUAGAAACAACGUGUCCGGACUGCCAGACGACCGUAUUACAGCAGGAAUUCCAGGAGCACGUGAAAGCCUGUCCCGAGAUGAUCCACCCGUGUGCAGCAUCGAGAUUUGGUUGUCCUGUCAAGGUCACACGGGCCGAACUGGCGGCGCACGAGCAGGGCUGUCCCCUCGUGAUGAUGGGACCUUAUCUCGACGCCCAGAACUCUCGACUAGGUUCCCUUGAAUCGACCGUCCGCCACCUCCAGCAGCGUAAUGAGAUCUACGAAGAUGGGCUAUCCAACAUUCGAUCGACGUUGUUCGAGUCGUCCCGGGGAAUCCCCGAGCGGGACCCGAAUUUGCCACAGGACUCGCUCAACGAGGGCAGGCUAUCAGGCGCCCCGGAACAACCGGAAAACGAUCAGUGGAUAGACCUUCCCAAUGUUUAUUCCACCAAUGCCAACACGUACCUCCUCUCGCUUCACGAAUCUCUGCGGGAAGAGGUGGGACAACUGUCCCACGCCAUUACCGACCUCGACGCCCGCGCCAGCAUGGCAAUCAUGAACGAAUGCCUUCGCAUCAAGGAAGAUAUGGCUCACACAAAUGCGGCCGUCAGCAGCAUUCGCAUGCAAGUGCAGUGGCUUAUGAACCCUCGUCUGCACCAAGCCCAGCGGAUGGCCGGUGCACGCAACAAUAACAAUAAUGGUAACGGCAACGCCAACGACGGUGACGACACGGCGACCGCCGGCCCCAGCAACGCAGUGGGGCCGUCUCCGGGGCUGCUUCGGCCGCGGAGACUCAGUGAUGGCGGCCGCGAGGGGACCAAACUCUAGACGGCGGCACAUCGAUGUGCAGGGCACGGCUGGUUCGACCUACGAAUGAUGACCACACUAUGAUAAUAAUUUACUGUUACAAUAGAGAUGUCCAAGGCUGGCCCGUGAGACUUUCCGGCCUUUU